AUGGUCUGCCGCAGCUUUUCGUGCAAAUCGGACCCUCAACUAGCGGCUCCGAUUGCGAAUCGAAUUCGAAGCGAGGCCGAGCAGAUUGGGCACAUUAACGCAUUUCCUGAGAUUUACCCGGAUUUUCUGCAAACGCCGGUUUGGAAUCGCCGAAAUCCGCUGAAGGAGGAGCUUGAGCGACAAGAUAUGCUCGAGAGACGAAUGAAUAUCGAUAUUCCCGAGUUUUAUGUUGGGUCCAUCGUCGCCGUGACGUCGUCGGAUCCGAAUCUUGGAGCGAAGGAGCACCGAUUUGUGGGCAUUUGCAUUAGAAGAGAGAAGGAAGGCCUUCAUCAUCAGUUCACUUUGAGAAACACAAUUGAAGGAAUUGGUGUUGAAAUCAUGUAUGAUUUGUAUAAUCCGACGAUUAAGAAGAUUGAGACGCUGAAGCUUGAGAAGCGGUUGGAUAACGAUUUGAGCUAUUUGAUUGAUGCUCUUCCGGAAUAUUCGACGUUUGAUUUCCAUAUGGAGCCGCUUUCGCAUCCCGCUGGAACGCCGGUGCCGAUUAAUGAGACGAAGGUGAAGCUGAAGCAGCCGCCGUGGACGCGACGAUGGGAGAUUCUCGGAUGCAAAGGGAUUGAGGACUCGUGGACGUCGGCGACGCCGUGGUUCAAGCGAAAAUUGCAGAAGACAAAGGUGAAUGAUUAUGAAAAGUAUGACUUGAUUGCCGAUUAUCGUCGUUCAUCGACGUUGGAGCAUGAGGUGGAGGUCGAGAAGAAGAUGCAGAAAUUCGAGAAAGAGCGACACGCGGCUGGACUCACACGUCGUCGGAUUCUUCGAAGCGCGGCGGCGGCGAAAUAG
Messenger RNA from Caenorhabditis bovis, 837 nucleotides. The record is from the annotation of a GenBank genome assembly. NCBI's taxonomy places the organism in Eukaryota, Metazoa, Nematoda, Chromadorea, Rhabditida, Rhabditidae.